Messenger RNA from Meira miltonrushii, 1613 nucleotides. RefSeq lists its product as uncharacterized. The record is from RefSeq and is a predicted model, not a curated record. Gene Ontology annotation, molecular function: GPI mannosyltransferase activity; alpha-1,6-mannosyltransferase activity. Gene Ontology annotation, cellular component: endoplasmic reticulum membrane; mannosyltransferase complex. NCBI's taxonomy places the organism in Eukaryota, Fungi, Basidiomycota, Exobasidiomycetes, Exobasidiales, Brachybasidiaceae. The transcript is spliced from 3 exons. Gene Ontology annotation, biological process: GPI anchor biosynthetic process. Bases 66 to 1613 code for a protein of 515 amino acids.
AUUGCCAUGACAACUUUUGUCCCUUUGUACCUGCGAUCACCUUGUCGAGUCUCAAAAAUCAAGACAUGUCAAACGUAGAAAGGGCGAAAGUGUCUGAGGUAAAGGUGGGCUCAAAAUCAUACUUUAAAGAUGACAUUCAGACCAUCUUGAAAUGGACAAUCUCUCAUCGAAUUCUGGCAAUAGUUACCUUAUUGCUAUCAGCAAAAUUUGUACAGCAUUUCGACUCUUCCGCUUCAUUACAGCUGAUUUUGGACAAAGAAAGCAGAACUUCAACUUCAUUCGGACUGUUGCGACAUUACGCUUUUAGCUCUUUGCGAUGGGAUGUUUUACACUUCUUAGGCGUAGCUAGUCCUAGACCACUUCCAUUAUCUGAUCAAUUGGAUCUUUCUGCACCCGUUCAACAACAAUUUUGGUCGCCACUCAAAGGUUUUGGCGGAGGACUGCAGUAUGAAAAUUCAAUCGCAUUUCAACCUGGAAUCAUUUGGCUUUUACGUCUUACAGGGUAUCCGUCAUAUACGACGGAAGAAGGACCAAGAAGUUGGGAUCCGAUUCGUUCUUUGUGGAUCACAUCAACCCUUGCUACAAUCAUUUCGAUAACGCUUCCGGUGCAAUUUUAUAUCCUUACAUCUCUCCUGACUAAAAAUCGUCGAUUGGCAAAAAUAUCAUCCUUUCUCAGCAUAUUCUCUUUUGCCCCAGCAACGCUCAUCACUCCCACUCCGGAACCUUUCUUUGCAUUUUUUGCCUUGAUCGGUCAUCUCUGCCUGGCCACGUCCUCUUUGCAAUACGUCAAGAACAAAUUUUUAUCUCUUCCUUUUCUUACAUUUGCUGCCUCUAUUUCCUUCGGGAUAGCAAACGUUUUUCGAGCAAAUGGAGUUUUGUUAUCUGGUUUCGUAAUUUGGCGUUUAUUAUGGCAAGAUGAUGUCGCACUUUCUUCAGUCAUUUUGCGAGCACUGUGGACUCUACUUCUCGCUCCAGUCACCUUGAUGCCCAUAUUUCUCACGCAAACAUGGGCAUUCAAUCGCAUUUGCACCAAUUCAUUUGAAGCUGCUCGACCAUGGUGUAAUGAAAAGCUGGUAAUACCUUACAACUUCAUCCAAUCACAUUAUUGGAACGUUGGCCCUUUCCGCUAUUGGACAUUGUCGCAACUACCCAAUUGGAUUCUUGCGUCACCCGUUCUUUAUUUGAUCGCUCGAUGGCUGACGUCUUACUACAGUGCUGACAUACAAUCGGUCAUUGAUAGGACACUUUGGCCAUUUAGUGUGAGCGAGCAGAAUCAAGGAGAGGAGUCAACAAGACCGAACGUCAAGCAAUCUGCAGCGGCUGAUACCCGCAGACUAUCGGUCAACGUACGAUCGGCCCCACAGCUCUUGCCGUUUGCGCAUUAUACUUUGGCCCUCUUUUUGAUCUUGAUCGUUUCCUCUCACGUUCAAAUCGCUCUUCGAUUCGCGACACAAGGUGCUCUGCCUGUGGUAUGGUGGUCAGCCGCUGAGCUGGUCGAGAAACGAUCUCUCUUGCGCCAUGGCAAGCUCUCGCUGAAUACUCUUUUGACCCUUUCAAUUGCCUGGCAGACGAUCAGUAUUGUGUUGUAUGCUGGAUUCUAUCCGCCUGCGUAA